Racocetra fulgida is the source of this 654-nucleotide messenger RNA. The record is from the annotation of a GenBank genome assembly. Lineage: Eukaryota; Fungi; Glomeromycota; Glomeromycetes; Diversisporales; Gigasporaceae.
AUGAAAGAAUAUCUCAAAGUUAAAGAAUGUUUCAAUCCGGUUAUUGUUCAAACCAAGAAGGCGACUUGUCACAGAGCAUUAUAUCCGAAUGAUCCGUUGCUUCAGCCUAACCAGGAAAUGAUUGCACAAACACAGUUUCUUCCGUCAUUAAUUCGAAAAAAUUCAGAUCUAGCAGACAAAAUGCGGGAAUUAUUUAGCAUUAAAAAAGGAAAGACUGGAAAACGUCGAUUUGCUGAUGCAAACAAACCUAGUAGCCAAGAACUUAGUCUUGAGGAAAUUUUGAACAAACCAGAAGAGCACAAAAAUGGGAAAAGGGCUAAAUCAGAUGAUGGCAUUACUACAGAUGCGUUAAUCCAACAUGAGACCAUUCGGGAGGAAAAUGAAACAUCGAGGUUCAACGAUUUCCUUAAAGAAUUGAAGACUACGUGUUUCAUGGCACAACCCUCUAAAACUGAUUUUUGGGAUUUGAUUAUUCGUGAGAAAAUAACUUUAAUUAGUCGAGAUGAAGCGCCGGACAGUACUACAUCGAUUCAAGAAGCUGAAGAGAAAUCAAACGAUACAUUGGAUGAAGAUGCUGUGGCUACCGAUGAUUUGGUAAUGUAUUCGACUUACAUUAUACGACGUGUAUGUAAUCCCUUUAUUGACUCGAUUUAA